AUGGGUGAUGUUCUGGUACUUUCUACCUUGAUGGCAAACACAGAAGGUUUUCGCCUUGUGACAUGCCCAAAGUGUCUGAACAUUCUCCCAGAACCGCCCAAUGUUACAAUCUACAAGUGUGGCGGAUGCGGCACCACCCUUCGAGCUAAAAUCCGUGCCAGCAAUGGCCAACAUGUGGCUGCAAAACAAGUUCGCCAGGACUCUGAUAACUAUUCGGUUGCUACCGCCGUGAGCAAUGGGGUGCCUCCUCAAAACAAAGACCAAGGCUCCAUUGGUGCUGUCACAGAGAGUUCCUUCAAUGCUGAUGCUCCAAGCACCGAGCAUGACAGCAAUGGAACCAGGAGCAGUGAAAAUGGUGAUGAUAUACUGGCUGGGCAGAGUGCUGUGGUGGUUGAGGAUGCUGAGAACAAGGACAGUCACAAUUUUGAAGGCCAGGAUACCAGUUCAGGGAUGGAAGGUCCUGCUGACCAGACACGCCUGAAUGCAAAUGGCACAUAUUUAGAUUCCGGUGAAACAGAAAACCACACCGUGGAACAACCUACGGAGAGUUCAGAGACUUGCCGAGUAAGUGGACAUGAUGAUACUGAAUGCCACUUGAACACCUCUGAAAACAAAAUUCUUUCUUCUGAGAUAAGCAAAGCAGCUGUCAGUAUGCAAGAUCCUAAGCAGAAGGAAGCAGGCGAAGCCGAACACGCAGCAAAGAAGAAGAGUUAUCUUGUGAGGGUACUGUCUCGGUCUUGUGAUCUUCGAUCAUCAAUAAACUCGAUUGAUUUCCAUUCUUCACGGACUUCUCUUCAGUCGAAAAGCUUCAGGGCUAGUGGGCCCCUUCAGUCGAAGAUCAUGAACACAGUGGAUGAACUGAAGGGUGACCUUUCUGAAUUGUUCAAUAAACCUACAGACUGCAAGCCAAAGGCACACCACCCUUCACGCCCUUCCAAACAAGAUGGCCACAUGACUCGUGCAGCCAUCACAUCCACUGCACCUCUUGCAGCAUAUCAUCCUGCUGCCAAGCAUUCUGGCUAUGUAUCUCGCCUAAGCAGGUCUGGCCAGGUUCCUCCUCGUGGACUGCCGUCGCUGCGAUAUCGCCGGCACAGGGUUUAUUCAUUCCAUCAGAAUGUGCAAACGGAAAUGAGACCUUGCCGUCAUGAGUGCUGCCAUAGCUGCCAGCCACCCUGCUACAGAUCCUGCAAACAAGAACCUGCAGCGAUGCACAAGCCACCGAUCAUGGAGAUCAGGCGUCGUCCUCCUCCCAGAAACCACUGCCUGCCAGUCCUACGUGGCGCUCCGUUCGUCAUCUGCUCCAGCUGCGUCAGUCUGGUCCAGCUGCCCACCGACUUCGCCGUCCCGAGCAGAGGAACACGCUGGCUGCAGUGCGGCUCCUGCUCCGAAGUCCUCUCCUACUCCUACAGGGACCCCGCCAGGAAGAAGCUGCAGUCACCAUUCGGGGGCGAUGAGUACAGCACCGAUGAGUACGAGAUUCGCCACCAGGCUGCCGGCGGCCACAACGCCGCCGGCUUCGAGCAGGCAGAUCCGGUGUCCUACUCCGAAGAGUACGGGCUCUCGUUCGGCGUCAGCCACUCGACCAGCACCGAGGACGGGCAGCCGCUGUACGUGUCGAGGAACUCGUCCUUCAACACCGUCGACGAAAGGAUGGGCAGAGACGGCAAGCUUCACCGGCUGAUGGGGUACUCGUCGGCGAGCGAGCUGCUGCGGCAUUCGCCCGACCUGUUCGAGAGCUUCGACAGGCGCACGCCCACCGCAAGAACGCACGUCGACGGGAAGGGUAAAGGCGUCUGCGUGGCAGAAAACGAUGCGGGCGAGCGAGACGGUGCGGCGAAGAGAUCCAAGGCGAGGAGUGGUGGCUUGCCGCUCCAUGGGAUCCUGAAGAAGGGGAUCCAUGGCCUGGAAUCACUCAAGCUCAGGUCGUAG
Molecule: messenger RNA, 1929 nt
Organism: Miscanthus lutarioriparius
Lineage: Eukaryota; Viridiplantae; Streptophyta; Magnoliopsida; Poales; Poaceae
Source: the annotation of a GenBank genome assembly